Notolabrus celidotus (New Zealand spotty) is the source of this 4263-nucleotide messenger RNA. RefSeq names its product CXADR Ig-like cell adhesion molecule (gene cxadr). Gene Ontology annotation, biological process: homotypic cell-cell adhesion. The transcript has 7 exons. Gene Ontology annotation, molecular function: cell adhesion molecule binding. NCBI's taxonomy places the organism in Eukaryota, Metazoa, Chordata, Actinopteri, Labriformes, Labridae. The record is from RefSeq and is a predicted model, not a curated record. Gene Ontology annotation, cellular component: bicellular tight junction; basolateral plasma membrane; intercalated disc. Bases 359 to 1486 code for a protein of 375 amino acids.
ACAUUAAAUCCCUUUGAGGGACAGUUGAGGUCACGAGUCUUUGGCAGCUAUAUUUUGGGGGUUGCGGGUUGAAAAGUUUGGGGACCCCUGCCUUAAAGGACGGUAGUUCCUUCUUCCCACCGACAGAGGGCGAUACUGACUUGUUUGAGAAACCCGCAUGUCACGUGACAGCCUGCAGCGCGCUCCUCUGUGCACCUGCAGAGAGCGGAGGAGGAGGAGGAGGAGGAGGGUGGAAGAGGAGGAGGAGGAGUGGAGUUUGGAUGCUUCGGUCGAGCAGGGCUGCUGCUUCUCUCUCGAAUUCGGCACAAGUUCUCCGAGCAAGUUUCAGUGAAGAAGUGUUGGAAUAUCUGGAUCAGGAAUGGAUCAGUCGAUAUCCCGGGUGUGCUGUGUUCUGCUGAGCCUGUUUACAGGUUUGGCUUCUGGUCUAGAGAUCACAACCACGGGGCAGACGUCUAUCGAGAAGGCCAGCGGGCAGAGUGUGAAGCUGGACUGUCAGUUCUCUUUGGGAGCUGAAGACUCUGGACCUCUGGACAUCGAAUGGAGCUUGUUAUCCUCCGACAACCAGAAAGAAGACAAAGUGGUGAUCAUCUACUCAGGUGACAGGGCCUAUGUGGACUACUACCUCCCCAUGAAGGGUCGAGUCCACUUCAACUCAGCCGACCCCAAGAACGGAGACGCCUCCAUCAACUUAAUGGCGCUGCAGUCGUCGGACUCAGGCACCUACCAGUGUAAGGUGAAGAAGGCUCCGGGUAUCCGCAGCAGGAAGAUGCUGCUGAUCGUCAUGGUGAAGCCGUCCAAGCCCAGAUGCUACGCUGAGGGACCCACACUAGAAGGCAAAGAUGUCGUGCUGAGGUGCAUAUCCAAAGAGGGCACCAGCCCUCUGCAGUACAGCUGGAAAAAGACCAGCGAUAGCAAGCUGCUGCCCGCCUCAGCUGUGUUGGACCCUGUGGCAGGAACUGUCAACGUGAGAAACGCAUCCUCUAGUGCAUCCGGCACCUACAGCUGCACCGUGGCCAACCGAGUCGGCACUGAGGAAUGUAUACUAAAUCUGAACGUGACGCCUCCUCCCAACACUGCAGGCAUCAUCGCAGGAGCCAUAAUUACAGUUCUCCUGAUCCUCCUAAUUAUUGCCAUCAUCCUGUUCUGCUGCUGCCGCGCCCGUCACAGGAAGAAGUACGAGAAGGAGAUCUGCAACGAGAUCAGAGAGGACGUCCCUCCUCCAAAGAGUCGUGUUUCUACAGCCCGCAGUUUCACUGUGGGCAGCCAGCGCUCCUCCCUGGGCUCCAUGUCACCUUCCAACCUGCAUGAGUACGCCCUGAAGCCUCAGUACGACAAGAUCCCUUCAUCGGAGGAGUAUGAGAGGCCUCCAAGCCGCGCCCCACUACCCCCACCCACUGCCCCCAAGGUGGCCGGCCCCAACCUCAGCCGCAUGGGCGGCAUCCCCGUCAUGAUCCCUGCACAGAACAGGGACGGCUCCAUCGUCUAGCCUAAGGGGAGGAUGAGGGGAGGGGAGGGAUUGGAGGAAGGUAGAGGGACAUAAACAAAUGAAGACGGGCUGCCUCGGCUGACUUUUAGCUCUUCAUUCUUUACAGAACGGGAGUUUUCUCCUCUUCUGAAGACCGGCUCUGCUGUGGAGAAACCGAGUUUUACUGGAAUCACAACAGAGCACAUUAACUUUUUAUCAAAUACAAAUACAAAAAAAACUUUUAUGAAUUUUACUUCCUGGACUUUGUCACAGAAAAAUGAAUUAGUAUGGAUAUAAAGCAGAAUGGUCAAUAUACAAAUUAUAUUGUACAUAAGUGGAUGGAUGCAUGUUUUUCUUUUCUUUUUUUAUAUAGAUGGCCCUUGCUGUAGAGAUACUCUAUGUUCAAAACAGAUCCAGGCCCCUUAUUGGCCAGCUGUGCAGCUGUGUGCAUGCAUGUUUGUGUAGACCUGCAGUUGUAUGUGUGCGUGGAUACAAAUGUGUGUGUAUGAAAACUAGGUUGGGAAAUGUAUUGCUCAUUUAUCGUCCUUUAAUGCCUACAUGACUCUACGAUCAUUAUUCAGUUUAGUCUCUGCUCGUAUCGGACAGACGUUUAAAUCCACACAUUUACCAUCAGACGAGAAGUUCUGACCUUUGGAAGCAGAUUUAUUAGAAGGAAACUUGCGAAUGUGAAUUAAUCCUGUGACAGAGUUGAAAAUUUAGGUCAGCCAUUUUCUGUUGAACAGUUUGCUGUUUGAAUCAUCCAGUUGGGCAAAGUUGGGGGGGGGGGGAAGCACUCAGGAUUGGCUCGUGGUGAGGGGGAGGUUUAUGCCGCUUUAUCCUGUGAUUGGGUGGAUUAUUGCUUCUUGACUGAGCUUUAAAAACAAUAAAAGACUGUCAUCCCUCCCCCGCACAACUUAGAGGAGCUAGUGUAAAGGAAAACAAGGGGGUCAGCUGCAAGGCAAGGUUCACCGAGCAAUCUGCUUUGAUUAUGUUUGACCAUCAGCAGGCCCCUAACCCUGUGACCACCACAUGUGGCCCUUCUACACACCGUAUUAGGCAAAGAGCACCAGGUCUUAAACAUUAUCUGUCGUAUCUGUGGCCCCCCCUCAGAUCUGCAGUGUGUGAAGUCCUCUUUUAUUUGGAUUACAAGGAGCCAAUAUCUUGAUUAACCUUCUCUCUGUGGUCGACAGGAAGCCUCACACAGCUUCUGGUGUUAAUUGGACUUUUUAAUGAAGGAUGUAGAGCUUGAGUACAUGAAGAGAAAAUGCCCACAAAGAGGAACAAAUGUGAAAAGCCUUAGAAAGCUGAAUGAUACACUUUGAUUUAAGUUUGUUUUGUUGUCUCUCAGUGCUGGAUCAGAAAUGAUUAGACGUAUAUUAGAGCUUUUCUAAACUUCUGAUACUAUUUCCUCCUUCCUGAUCGCAAUUCUGAGUCAUGAAUUUGCAAAUAACAGACUUAAUAAUCUUCAUCCUUGAACAUGAACAUAUACAAAUUCCAAACAACUUUCUAGUUUAUCUUGUUUGACAGCCAUCAUUGCUUAAAAAUCACAUAUUGAUAUUUCUGACUAAUAAACAUUCACAUUAGGAGACGAGUCUGAGGUACACCUUUGUUUCUUGUGUCGGCUAAAGAGCCUGAGAAAGACAUAAUGAAACAGACACAUUGAUUCUGUCUCGGUAUCCUCACCCAUUGGUUUCUCAAAAGGUGUUAUGAAGCCCAAAGAUGGUGGAAAUGACCAAAACCGUUUUAGAACCAGGCUGUAAACAUGUUUAACUCUUCUGUAAAAAUCUACCUUUUUAAUACGACUUUAAACAAGUUCUCAUCCACUUUAGGAGCCUGUCUCAGCUGAACACUAAGGGGAAGGCAGUUUUUUCCACUUCCCUCCUACAGAAACAGCUCAGUGGCUGUAGCAACACAACUCUCCAGAGAGCCAUCCACCAGAGACAGACUGUUGUUGUUUGCAAACUUUAAAAGAUAAACAACCUUAAAUCUGUUCUGCUCUGAAACAGUUGUUGACUCUGGAUCAGCUGCAACACAACCAUGAAGCAAAGAUCCUAUGGUGGCAGCUGUAGUGAUUUGUGGUGUAUGCAUCUGUUUUUGAGCAGAGGGAAUAGUUUUGGGUACAUCAAGUUGUUCUUAAGGGAGGGUAAUAAAUUAGAGUAUUGGAUUUAAACAGAGACAGGUGUACCUGCUAAUACCCAGCUGUGCAUUCCAGGCUGCAUCAGAGGCGUGUCUGAUCCUGGUCAGGGAAAAACUAGAUGAUAGAAAUGUUUGUUCAUUCAGCCAGUCCUUAACACUUAGAGGGAUAUUCUUGUCUUCAGUUGUUUGCAGAUGUGUUUGGAAGCCCCGUAGAAUCUCAUCUUGUCUACUACUUUACGACAAAAACCUGAUACGAUUACUCAGAGUGGGCAAAUUUGUAUUAUUUGUGCUCUUUGACGCCUUAUUCUACUCCUUAUUUUAGCCUUACACACACCUCCCCUCAGUGCACCCCUGUACAGCCCUCACGGCUGUAACUUCUAUUGUGCCUUGUAGCCCCAGUUGAGUUGUUUCAUAGCAGCCCGCCAAUGUGUGCAGGAGCUCCGUGCAGUAGCAUCAUCCUGAGCGGCUGUCACAGCCACUAGAACAAUAUAUUUAUCAGUACACAGUGAGAAUAUCGAUUGUUUUCUGUUGGAUUUUCCACACACUCACUCACCUCAUAGAAAUCUUCUCAGAGCUUCAAAAGCCACUAUCACUGUCUUAAAGCUUUGUUUUUGUAUUCCAAACAUGACUACAUGUUUUUUUAAAACUUUAUUUAAAAUGAA